Molecule: messenger RNA, 908 nt
Organism: Tripterygium wilfordii
Lineage: Eukaryota; Viridiplantae; Streptophyta; Magnoliopsida; Celastrales; Celastraceae
Exons: 1
Coding region: 105-710 (201 amino acids)
Source: RefSeq, a predicted model, not a curated record
ACAUGUACCUCUCCUUUACAUAUAUCUAUAUAUCUAUAGAAGCAAACAACACCAAAAUUAACUAGCAAGACCAACAAAACAACGUAUCUUCCUUUGCCCCUUCUAUGGACUCCUCAUCAGCAACUCUUAGCUUCCCGGCCACCAAAACCCUUUCGUCUCUCCGGACGGCUUCCUUCUCUUCUUUUUCAUCGUCCUUCUCAUCAUCCUCGUCUUCCUAUUAUUUCCCGGACGAUCAAUCUCCGAUCAACCCCUCGACGCCUCUUCGAUUCUCUGGUGUUCCAUUCUCUUGGGAACAAUUGCCAGGAAUUCCAAAGAAAGCACAAAAUCAUCAUCACAUGAUCAAAGAUGUGUCGUCCAUGCCAAUUGUUCUUCCAUUGCCCCCUCCUACUACUUCCAAAAGAUUCGAUUCCGAGGAAUUCGGGAUUAGUAAGAAGGUUGGUAAUAGUCCUAGUGAUUGGAGGGAUCCGUUUUUUGCAGCAUUAGUUAAAUGUUCUAAAGAGGAUCAUCAUCGUCAUCAUCAAAGCUCGACGGAUAAUAGUUGGAUUGAUGAUGGUCCAAAGGUUUCGAGAAGUGUUAGCGAUCGAUUCGGUUUUGGUAAUCUUUACACUUCUUGUAAAAGAAGUUGUAAUGUUACAGAAUCAAUAAUCUAUGUUAAUCCAAGAUCAAGGAGGACAUCUUACGAUCCAAUCAAUCAUCACCGUCCGAAUUGAAUAUUAAUCAGUAAUCCAUCAUCAAUAUUUUGGCUACUAAUUCAAGGUACUAGUGAUCAUUGUUUACUCUAUUUUUAGUACUUGUUAAUUUGUAUAAUUAUUAUUAUUAUUUAAGUUGGAUUGCCAACAAGUCUUGAUUAAGUUAUUGUAAUGUUGAAUUAUGAAUGCAUUUCUUGUAUUAAAUUCCAGAUUUGCAGA